UAUACAUAUCAACGUUAUUAGGUUAACGUUCUUGUUUCAUGCGAAACUAUAUUUAUUCAUGACUAUUAUUGAGGGCGUGCUCCAUUGCUUAGUUCAUUGAAGCUUUGUAGAUCCAACAUGGCUAGCAGGUAGCUUGCAUUGAUGUUUUCUAACUGAAAGAAAAUCUGUAUAUUCUGCUGUUUUAUAGUUUUAUGUUAAUUCUAUAUACAGAUAUGUUUUGGGAUCUACCAUCCAACAUACAGAUUACGUGUAUGCUAUGACAACUGAUGAUAUCAUGAGGUUUACUUGUUAAAUGGUGUAAUCACAUCCGGUCAAAGUAAAUUGAAUGGUGUUCAAUAAAACGAACUCUCAUACAUUAAGAUCGCUUGUGAUUUCUGCUUUUCUGUCCGUCCACCUCGCCACAAUUCAAUUUACUAAUUGCAAACAUCUGAGGAGUGAUGGAGGAGAAGAAACUGAAGAGACGAACAAGUAAGUCAAGAUUCACACGACAGAAACGGACCUUGGAAAUUCUAAUAGACAACGAUGAAUCCAUUGACGAAAUUAGAGUGGAGUUUGAGAAGCUAGAAGUAGCCUUCAAUGGAUUACAAGACAGACACGAUGAGUAUUGCGAGACAAUUGGAAAUGCAGAAGACUACGACAAAGAAGAAGAAUAUAUCCAGUCUUGUGUGGAUGAGUUUUUGGCUAUUAAGGCUAAAUUUAAAUCUGCACUUAAGAAAAACCCACCUGCAACUCCGCAACAAGAACAAGUACCAGGACCGUCUAAUCAGUCACUGUCUGCAUCACCUGUUAACCCGCCUUCCCCAAUGUUGUCAAAUCCAGUAAGUGAUCCCAACGAUAUACAGCAUGCAUCAAGUCAACCACUUACUGUACCAGUAAAUCAUCAUAUAAAGUUAAAGCCUAUGGUUGAAAAGCCAAAGCUUCCAGUGUUUAGCGGAGAUGUUCGUGACUACCUUACGUUUCGUGACGACUUCAGGCAUAUGAUCGAUCCAAUAUACGAAGAACGAGAUGCAGUAUCUAUCUUAAGAACAAGUUUAUCAGGCCGACCACUCGAACUUCUAAAGGGUAUUGGAACGGAUUACGCUGCAUGCUGGCAAUAUCUAAAUAUGUACUAUGGUGAGGCCAGAUUAAUAUCGGAUGCUGUGACACAGGAUAUCUCUAAGUUUAGAUGCCUGAAAGAAGGAGAAGAUAGCCGGUUUUGUGAAUUCGCUCAACUUAUACGAAGAUGCUUUAACAUUCUAAAGCAAGUCGGGAAAGAGGCAGAUAUGAAUAACAAUCAUAUGCUAGCUAUCAUUGAGAUGAAAUUAACAGUAGAGGAUAGAAAGGUUUACUCUAGAAUUCUUCAACAGAAAGGAGAGGAAGCAUCAUUGGUAGGGUUGUUAAGCUUCCUGGAAGUAGAAAUGAAAACUAGGAUAAGAGCUACCGCAUCUGUCAGAAGUAGUUCAACACAGUCACAUGCAAAGGUAAACAUUGGUAAUCAGAGAUUCAGCCCUGCAACAAAUAAUCAAAGAUCAUCAUCAUGGAAAAGAUGUUGGGGAUGUGACAGUAUUGACCAUUGGCCAGACCAGUGUACAGUGAUACAAGGAAUGAAUGUGACUGCUAGAACGAAGAAAGCAAAAGAUGUACAUGCCUGCUUCAGUUGUUUAAAGAAAGCAGGAAAGGACCACAACAUGAGAAGCUGCAACCGAAGAAGGAAAUGUGGUAGGGAUAAUUGUCCACAGUAUCAUCAUAUUCUGCUUCAUCCAUCCAACAACGGUAAUGUAGCUAAUGUAGCAUCAGAAGCUAACAAUGUCACGCUUCCUAUUAUUAAAGUGGGUCUUGGAUCAACUGACAAGAAUAUUGCUGGAAAUGUGAUGCUUGAUUCUGGAGCAAAUGUGACGUUGAUUCGACAGGCUGUGGCCGAAGAGCUGAAUCUAAAGGGCAGUAUUGACAUCGGAACCUUGGGAGGCGAUAUUCAGGCACAUCAGACCAAGGUAUUUAAGCUAACUAUCUUAGCCAACCAACAAGAACAUACUGUAUCUGCUAUUGGUGUUCCUGAGAUUGCUAAUGUGCAAAAAUUGAACAUGGGAGUGUUAAAGAAGCUGGAACGAGUAUUGGGAUGCACACUAAGCAGAGGAGAUGGCCCAGUAGAUGUUCUAAUUGGAGUGGAUUACCCGUUCAUGCAUAGUGGUGAAACCAGGCAAGUAGAUGGUUAUCUGGCCAGAAAGUCUCCAUUGGGCUGGGUAACAUUUGGAUCAUCGGCAGUUGAAAGAGGCCACCCAACUGUUCUUCAUGUCAACGUUACUGAAAAUACUGACUUAACAAAGUUUUGGUCAACAGAGGAGAUGGGUGUCAAGUUGUCGCACUGUUCGUGUUCGAGUAUGUCAUCCGAUGGAUUAAGAUUAUCACCGUCAGAAAGGUCACAGUUUAACCAAAUAUGGGAGUCAUGUGAAAAGGUGAAAGAUAAAUGGCAGAUACCAUACCCAUGGAAGAAAAACCCCGUCACCCUUAUCGACAACAAAAUACUUGCUGAAAGGCUGCUAACUUCAACUGAAAAUAGGCUGAUGAAAAACCCGGAACACAUGAAGGGGUAUCAGCAACAAAUGGAAGAGAUGCUGGAACUGGGAUUCUCUCGGAAGCUAUCUGAGCAAGAAAUUAAGGAGUACUGCGGUCCAGUAUGCUACUUACCGCAUCAUGCGGUGAUCCGACCAGAGAAAAAAUCGACUCCAGUCAGAAUUGUAUUUAAUUCAUCUGCUAAGUUCCAUGGCCAGUCACUUAACGAAUUUUGGGAAAAAGGGCCGGACCUACUUUGUUUGGCGUCUUGCUUAGAUUCAGGCAACAAGAAGUUGCCUUAGCUACAGACAUCUCAAAGAUG
Messenger RNA from Anneissia japonica, 2851 nucleotides. RefSeq lists its product as uncharacterized. Bases 438 to 2831 code for a protein of 797 amino acids. Gene Ontology annotation, biological process: proteolysis. Gene Ontology annotation, molecular function: aspartic-type endopeptidase activity. The record is from RefSeq and is a predicted model, not a curated record. NCBI's taxonomy places the organism in Eukaryota, Metazoa, Echinodermata, Crinoidea, Comatulida, Comatulidae. The transcript is spliced from 3 exons.